Gigantopelta aegis is the source of this 1911-nucleotide messenger RNA. RefSeq names its product carbohydrate sulfotransferase 15-like. The coding region runs from base 137 to 1576 and encodes 479 amino acids. Gene Ontology annotation, biological process: hexose biosynthetic process. The transcript has 8 exons. NCBI's taxonomy places the organism in Eukaryota, Metazoa, Mollusca, Gastropoda, Neomphalida, Peltospiridae. The record is from RefSeq and is a predicted model, not a curated record. Gene Ontology annotation, molecular function: N-acetylgalactosamine 4-sulfate 6-O-sulfotransferase activity.
AAAAACUAAGAGUCGGUCACUUUAAUUUGUGUGGCCGUGCCGCAUCUGGUGUAAAUGAGCCUUAACAGUCAACAAGAAACAACUACCACUGAUAGAGAUCGAAGGUAUCAACAGCAUCAACAACGUCGGCAUCAUAAUGAGACUACGGUGGCGACGAUGGCUGCUGGUGUUUGCCACGACUGCUGUCUUCGUGAUCGUGUACCGCGCCAAUCACUCCUGGAGGCCAGACGACCAGAAACCAGACGUCCUCAGAGAGAUGCAAGUGUACGAUAACUUCGCCGAACUGUCGCAGGAAUAUCAAAAACAUAGAACUCAAGAACAGACCGAAACAAAGAAACCGACAGACCAAGUAUCAGAAUGGUUUAAGAGCGUCUUGAAACCGUAUGUCGUUGCUGGAGAAACAAAGAUGGAUAUAGAAAAGUCAAGACAAGUUCUACUUAAUCAAAACAGUCAAACGAAGUCCGUGAAAUUACAGCAUACAGCAAAAAAGAUCGAUUAUAUUAAUAAAGAAACUGUUGUUAAAAUUCCAGAUGAUAUUCUUGCAAUGGAACCUCCGCAAUAUUUGCCCAACUACAAGAAUCCUUGCUGGUACCAGGGUAACACCACCACAGUGAGUUUGCGUUGUCUCCCCUACUUCCAGCUGAUUGGUGUGGACAAGAGCGGCACCACUGACCUCUGGUUCCGAUUGGUUCAACAUCCGCAGGUCCUACAACUUAACGGGGUGCUCGGCAAAGAAACACACUGGUGGUCGUGGAGACGUUUCGGAUUUGACAUCUGGGUUCGGAAUGCUAAAAUUAGGUCGUUCGAAUGGUAUCUACAAGCGUUUGACAGACCAGCGCAAAAGAUAGAAUCCACAAUAGAAAACAAUGGUAACAUUUCCGGUUACCAUCCAUUAAUUACUGGUGAAGGCAGCCCCACUGUGUUUUGGGAUCUGACGGGAUGGGACAUGUUUCCUCAGAACAGAAAUCUAAAACCGGAAGACGCCUAUCUGACCCCCCACUGCAUCCAUCACUUAACACCAUCUACGAAAUUCAUUGUUAUAUUCAGAAAUCCAACUGAAAGACUGUACUCCGACUACUUAUUCCUGGCACGGUUUCGAAACGAGAAAGAAAAACUGACGCCCGAAACCUUCAACUAUGCUGUGAUCAGGUCCAUUAAAAUGUUACAGGAUUGCAGAGCCAUUCACACCAUCAAGAGCUGUCUCUAUAACAAAACACUGCACAUGCACAUGCCGAGUCGGAUAAUGGUUGGAAUGUAUGCAGUGUAUUUAAAGGAAUGGUAUAAGGUGUUUCCCAAGAGCCAGAUUCUGGUGCUGAGAAACGAGGAUUAUUCCAAGGAUAUCCUUGGUCACAUCACUAAGGUCUACAACUUCCUAGGACUCCAGGAGUUACAAUCACAGACCGUCCAGAGAAUAGCCAGUUUGAAAAGACAGUUCACCAGGUCAGAGAAGGAUCUCUCUGUGGGCCCAAUGUGGAAUCAAACACGGACCGUGUUAAAUCUCUUUUAUAAAGAAUAUAACACUGAACUGGCUAGUUUUUUGGAAGACAAAAGAUUUUUGUGGAAUGAACUUAUGUGAAUAAGAAUUCAGUAUUAUGGGUGUUGUUUGUAUAUUUUUAAUAAGACAAAACGAAAUGGAAGAAUGAACUGAAUAUGGUAAAUUAAUUGAUGGAUGGAAUGAAGGACGAACGGACGACUCAGUACUGAUGUAUUCUUCAUAACACCCUAGCGUUUUUAUUUGAAUGGAUAAACAAAUGGAUCAACGGACAAACAGAACAGCCUUGUUUCUUCAAUGACUUCAGUUAUGUUGGUUACGAAUUAGAACAUGAAAGCAGAAUAAGAAACGUUUUUAAAAUCAAACAAAAGCAAUGUCCUAUUUCAUGUGGAAUAUCUUCAAUUAAAAAAGAUUAUGGA